Molecule: messenger RNA, 2037 nt
Organism: Larimichthys crocea (large yellow croaker)
Lineage: Eukaryota; Metazoa; Chordata; Actinopteri; Sciaenidae
Product: zinc finger MYND domain-containing protein 15
Exons: 13
Coding region: 110-2008 (632 amino acids)
Biological process (GO): negative regulation of DNA-templated transcription
Molecular function (GO): histone deacetylase binding
Source: RefSeq, a predicted model, not a curated record
UUACAUCCAAAAUCAAGAUCCAUCCUGCUCAACAGUAGACUCACAAUAACAUUAUAUAGCUUAUAUGUAUUUUACUGUCUGCUGCAGCAGCUAACCAUAGUGAACAGGUAUGGAUCAGAAGGAACAUUUGUCCUGUAAUCCGGACCCACUGGUGGAGUUUUCAGACACCAUGGCUCAGUGGUACUGCUGCUUCCAGACUGCAAAGACCGAGCAAAGACCUCAGAGGAAGCAGCCGUCAGACAGCUCCCCCUACUGGAUCGUACACGCGAUGGCCUGCCCUGGUCCUGUGCUGAUGACGGGAAGGCUGAAGAGGGCGGGAAUAACCCUGCCUGAGCUGAAGAAGUUUGAUGGAAAACAUAUCCUGAUGGUUACGGAUGCAUCGGGGCUCCCUCUUGGUUUUGAUGUACUGGACUACGAGCGGUUCUCCUGGCUGUUCAAUACAGAUGGUGCAGGACGGUUGAACACAGAAGCUGCCAGGACUGCUGAAACGAUAGCUACACUGCUACAGAGGUGCAUGGAUGUGCCGAUGGAUGGUGGGAUGCCACGCAAACCCAAAAGUCUGAGGGUCAAUGAUGAGAUCCUGCACAGGCUGGUGCACCGUCACAUGCUCAAACAGGGAAAGGUCCUGGACAUGGAGCUGUGGCCCCGAAGCCUCAAAAGCUGGAAGCCUCUCGAUCAGAAAGGGCUUCCAGCUUUCAGCCUGCGCUGGCCUCCGACACGUUACUGUAGUGUGUGUAAGAGGCGCUCCUUCCCCAGUCGACUUCAGGAGUGCUCCCGGUGCACGACAGUCUUUUACUGCGAAGACAAGUGUUUCGGAGAAGAUGCCGAGCAUGAGCGCUGGUGUGCCAGACUGGCCAGUUAUAUGCAGCACGAGGCCCAGCUGGCUGACCUGCCGUUCAGCUACACAGCAGAAGUCACAUCAGAGGACUUUAGUUUGGAAGACUUCCUGUUCAAAAACAAACUGCUCAGCAGCUACUGGGUGCACUGGAGCCUGCUGGUGCGAUCUGCCCAGCCUCACAGCGUCACCAGAGAUGCCUGGCUUAAAGGUCACAGCAAUGUCUAUGAGCCUCUGAAACUGGAAGCAGAGGUAUUGAUGGUUGAUCUGGGCCCCUUCAACGUUCCCUCUGUCAGGAAUCCACUCGUGUCAUGGCAUCAAUACUAUGAAUGGAGAGGCCUCAGUCUGUCCUCUGUGGUCGCUCCUCUGCUCAGCUCUUCUCUGUCCAUCUACUACAUCAUCACCUCCCUGGUGCCAAAGCAUUUUCCAGAGGUGAACAUCCUGAGGAAACAGUCUCUGAGGAUCCACAUCAUCGAGUCGUACAGGGAGCUCCACACUCUGUUGACCUUCUGGGAACUAUCAGUGCUUCUGCCUCAUGUGACCUUUGAACUGGUGUUCAUCUGUGAGCAGCUUCCCUCCUGGUUUAACAAAAUUGAGCUCCUCAUACACAAAACGAACGGCAGCGUUGGCGUCUCUGACUCCAGCCUGGUGCCACAACAGAAAGCAGACGAGAGGAGCAUCAGAGUCAAAGUUUACUGCGGCACCUACCACGUCCUGCAAGAGCCCAAGCCCGACCUGGUCAUCGGUUUCAAGCCUCUUUUCCUGUGUAAGGACUCUUGGUUCAGCACUCUUGUCAAACUCCAGUCUCUGAGGGUUCCAGCCUUCUUCUGUGAGUUCAGUGAGCUGAGAUGCGAGAGCAGCCAGCAGGUAAUGAACAAGGCCACCGGGGGCGACGUCUCCCCACCAACCAUCAACCCCUUCCACUGCCCUCUGCGCAUCAACGGAGGAGACAACAGGCUGCCGCGGUACUCCAACAGCUUCAUCUUCCACCUCGUCUACAAGCCUUUAGCAAACGUCCAGCAGCCGGUACCAGUCUAUGACCCGAGUGCCCGGUCUGCUCUGCGAUCACUAUCUUAUCCAAACCCAACCAUCAGGGAGAGGAAGGCAGCCGCCCAGCGCCGCAGAACCAGGCAGGGAAAGAUGAAGAAAAAGAAAAUGUCAGGCCGUCAUUAAAUAACUUUUUUGUGAGUGAGGAAUACAAA